CCUGGCUAGACGACACAGUGUCCAGAUGUCGCUUGCACACUGCCCGGGUUGCCGAUGGUCAAUCGUCCUCUCAAAAAAUCAGUACAAAUUCGUUCGUUCCAAGGAACAGUUGUGGUGCUCAAGACUUCCUUCUUCCUGUUCACAUGUCGAGGUAAUCCUGUGCAGUGAGUUAUAAUAGUAGAAAGGACUUUGUAGAAAAUGCGCCAUCAUGAAUAACAGGAAAUUUUUCUAUGAGAAGUAUUUGGUCAUCCAACACAUGAGCAACUUUUCCACGUGAUCCACGGUUUUAUGAACUUUUAACGCGCGCGAUUAGUGAGGUAAACGGACUUAAAGUGUAGUAAAAGACUCGUAGAUAUUCUUAAAUAAUACUUAAUUAAUUGUGACUACAUAAUUUUUGCGCGCGUAUAUUUUAUAGUAUUCCUUUGAAAUCGCAAACGCAUUUUUAUUUAUUAUUUAUUUUAUUUAUUUUUAUUGGAGUAAUAAACAGUACUCCUGUUCUGAAAAACUUUUUGAAAGUGUAAAAGUAGCAGUAGGAAGAUGGCUUUAAAUUUUUCAAGAAGGCAGUGGUUGACGCUGAUCGUCAUAGGAAUUGCUGAUUUUUGCAACGCCAUUUGCGUCAGCUUGCAGGCACCAUUCUACCCACAAGAGGCUGAAAAGAAAGGAGCGACGGCUACGGAGUAUGGAUUAGUAUUCGGAGUAUUUGAACUUGUAGUAUUUAUAAUUAGUCCAGUGUAUGGUAAAUAUUUAAAUCGUAUAGGACCCAAAGUUUUGUUUAAUGCAGGCAUCUUUACGACGGGUACAUGUGCUAUAUUAUUUGGAUUUCUGGAGAGAAUUGAUGAUCAUAUACCAUUCAUAGCAUUGAGUUUCAUUAUAAGAAUAGUUGAAGCUUUGGGAAAUGCUGCAUUUCUCACAGCCUCUUUUGCCAUAAUUGCCAGAGAAUUUCCUGAUAAUGUUGCUACCACUUUUGCUUCAUUGGAAACCUUCUUUGGGCUAGGACUAAUUGUUGGACCAACGUUAGGAGGUGCUUUGUACUCGGUUGGAGGAUAUACCACUCCAUUCGCUGUUUUGGGUUCUGCACUCUUCCUGGCUGCCGUUAUGACCGCUCUGGUUCUUCCUAAACAAACAUCGGAAUCUGAUGUUACAGACCAAGGAUCAUCCAUGGUUAGUCUUCUACGUAUUCCUGCUGUAAUCGUUUGCGCACUGAGCAUUGCUGCAACCAGUGUAUCAAUUGGAUUUUUAUCAGCAACGUUGGAACCACAUCUUAGACAAUUCGAAUUAUCGCCCAUUGUUUUAGGUAUGAUGUUUAUCGUAAAUGGUGGAACUUACGCUCUGACUGCUCCAGUUUGGGGAUGGCUGUGCGAUCGCGGUUUGAGACCAAAAACGGCUUCUUUGGCUGGAUGCAUUUUAGUUGCCAGUGGAUUUUCUCUUGUAGGACCUCUUCCAUUCUUACCAUAUACUUCGUCUUUAACUACUAUAAUUAUCGGCCUGGUGAUUCACGGUUUAGGAAUAUCAGCACAAUUAGUAGCUUCCUUCACUGACGCUUUGAACACAUCAGUUGCUCGUGGUCUUCCCAACAACAUUGAAACUUACGGCUUGGUUUCUGGUUUAUGGACAAGUACUUUUGCCUUAGGAGCUUUUGUUGGUCCUUCUGUGAGCGGCGCUCUUUUCGACAGUAUUGGCUUCAGGAAUUCUACAUUGUUCGUCAUUGGUCUACAUGGAUUUGUAGCUAUCACCUUGAUUGUAUUCUUGUGCCUUGAAAGAAAACAAGGACCAUACAAAGAAAUUCCUCCAUCUGCAUGUAGAAGUACCACGAGUUUGUUAUUAAAUGAGAGUGGUUCAACAAGAAGUUUGAAACAACUUAUUGCUGGUAAUAUUACCAUUGACGGAACUCCACAAUCUCGUCCAGGAGGCAUGAACUCACUUCUAGCAUGCAAUAGUGUUAAUAGUUACAAAAAUCUUCAAGGACAAUGGGCAAGAAGAGACAGGUCCAUGUAUACACCGCAUCAUUAGGAAUACUAGCAGAUUAAUUUAUUCGAUAGUUUUUUUUAGAAAUAGUUCUUUCUAUAUUUGUUAUAUAUAAUAUAUUAAUUACUAAAUAAAUGUUUAUCAUUCA
Molecule: messenger RNA, 2113 nt
Organism: Ctenocephalides felis (cat flea)
Lineage: Eukaryota; Metazoa; Arthropoda; Insecta; Siphonaptera; Pulicidae
Product: MFS-type transporter SLC18B1-like
Exons: 11
Coding region: 538-2010 (490 amino acids)
Biological process (GO): transmembrane transport
Molecular function (GO): transmembrane transporter activity
Source: RefSeq, a predicted model, not a curated record